Botrytis sinoallii is the source of this 804-nucleotide messenger RNA. RefSeq lists its product as uncharacterized. Lineage: Eukaryota; Fungi; Ascomycota; Leotiomycetes; Helotiales; Sclerotiniaceae. The coding region runs from base 1 to 804 and encodes 267 amino acids. The transcript has 3 exons. The record is from RefSeq and is a predicted model, not a curated record.
AUGUACUCAAGCAAUCAGUGGGAACGCAGAAACCAACUUCGAUUUACAAGCGAUAUCAUCGCAACUGAAACGAGUAGUAUUCCUGGCAGAUCAAGAACCUCACUCAUGGCAAAAUCAGAAUAUAUGCUGAAGAUGGAGAAUGAGAAGCCCAUGCACCAAUGCGGUGGCUUCCAUUUGUGUCAAUCUUUACCCCUAAAUGCAUCCAUCUUCACCGGAAAAUGGGCUUUGAGAUCCAAGACUCUAUCAACCGACAUUAAUUCAAUCAGUCGUAAAAUGGAACCCCGGAUUCAAGAAUCCCAUUCCUCAAUUUUGACCAUUGUUCCCCGCCGGCCAUCAUGCCAUUGUCUCUUCCUCUUAACUCUCGCACUCCUAAACAUCAGCUCUUCACUUCUCAUGGGCGCAACCUUCAUCUGCCUGAAUUAUAGCAGAAGUCUAGAGACACCCAGCUCCACUAUGUCCACAAUCAUCGCUCCCAUUCUGAACUCCUUAGACCUUCAAUUCAAGUCAUCACAUGACGUCAUCACAUUCUGCAGCUUCAUUCUCGCAACAGGUGUCUUCACUCUAACAAUAUUUUUAUGGAUGUCACAUGGGCCCGACUCUUCAUGUCCCUCGUGGCUUUUGAUAGUUCAAGCCUAUGGAUAUUGGAUAGGUUUUAAUCCGGUGGAGUUGGUGCUAUGUAUCUUCCCCUUGAGUGUUAGCGUUUGGAUGAUGCUCAAUUGGGCAGUGGACCUUCUCCAGAACCGAAGAGACGUACAAUAUCUUCAACAGGUAGAGUGUAACGAUAAUGCGGUGUAUUUGGUUUGA